AGCUCCUUGAUGAAAUUCGACCCACUUGAUUAUGGCCCAGCUUCAAUAAUCAAGUCCAGUUAAUUGCUGAAACGACGCCGUUGUCAGCUCCUCUUCUUCUUCUUCCCCAAUUCUUCAAUCUUUGCCAACCGAACCCUAAAUUCGAUUGGGAAGCAAUAAUGCCUAAAUACAAAGACGAGCCUACUGCAGUUCGUGUCUAUACAGUUUGCGAUGAAUCCAAAUUCCUGAUUGUGAGGAACGUUCCUUCUCUCGGAUGCGGCGAUCAGCUCGCGCAGCUGUUCUCUACUUACGGCCAAGUCGAAGAAUGUAAGCCUAUGGAUGCUGAAGACUGUGAGCAAUAUACCGAUGUUUACUGGAUCAAGUUUCAUCAGGUCAAUAAUGCCAGGUUUGCUAAAAGGAAAUUGGAUGAGUCCGUUUUUCUUGGAAACCGAAUACAAGUAUCGUAUGCGCCUCAAUACGAGAGCCUUUCCGAUACGAAAGAGAAGUUAGAAGGGAGGAGGAAAGAAGUUUUAUCACGACUAAACCCUAGAAAAUCCAACGCACCUUUGAAUUCUAGUAGUAAGCCUUUCUCGGUUUCGAAUCCUUUGCUAAAGGAUAAAUUUUCUCAGACAUCUUCCUCAGCUCAAAGUCAAAGUCAAAGGCAGUCGAGCGAAUCACGAACUGUCGCCACUGGACAAACAUACUCCAUGUCAUUAGUUCAAUCCGAUAAGGAAUAUUUCCCGUCGGAAUCUAUGAAUCGAACGGUUCAUUUGGUGAGGGAUAAACUGAAUAAGAUACAAUCAACGAGUAGCGAGCAUACAGAAGCUGGUUCCUCCAAAAAGGCACGUGUCGAUAAUAGAAGAAGAAUCUAAAUAGAGUUUUGGAAAAUGGAAUACGAGUUAUUUUUGUAGUUGAGUUCUCUACUUUUAUUCGAUUCUCGAUUGUUUGUUAAAAAUCGUUUGAGCUCGUUUAUUAACAUAACUAAACAAUUCUCGAAUAAAUAUUUCCGCUUGA
Erythranthe guttata (spotted monkey flower) is the source of this 993-nucleotide messenger RNA. RefSeq names its product RNA-binding (RRM/RBD/RNP motifs) family protein. NCBI's taxonomy places the organism in Eukaryota, Viridiplantae, Streptophyta, Magnoliopsida, Lamiales, Phrymaceae. Gene Ontology annotation, molecular function: RNA binding. The record is from RefSeq and is a predicted model, not a curated record. Gene Ontology annotation, cellular component: nucleoplasm.